GGCCGGAAGUGUCGUAAGGAAACCACGUAGUACUCUCUGCGCAUGUGCAAAGCGCUGUCGGGGCCGCCCUAGCUGCCGUCGUCGCUGCCGGGGCUCUAUGGUCUCUCGCUAGAGCUUUGCCGUUGGAGGCAGCUGCUGCGGUCCUGCGAGUUUGACCGGCAUCAAGCGGCAGCAACAUGGAGGAAUUCGACUCCGAAGACUUCUCCACGUCGGAGGAGGACGAGGACUACGUGCCGUCGGGUGGAGAGUAUAGUGAAGAUGAUGUAAAUGAAUUAGUGAAGGAAGAUGAAGUGGAUGGUGAAGAGCAGACACAGAAAACCCAAGGGAAAAAAAGAAAGGCCCAGAGCAUUCCAGCCAGGAAGAGAAAACAAGGUGGCCUCUCAUUAGAAGAAGAGGAAGAGGAGGAUGCCAAUUCAGAAUCUGAGGGAAGCAGUAGUGAGGAGGAAGAUGAAGCUGCAGAGCAGGAAAAAGGCAUUGGAUCAGAGGAUGCAAGGAAAAAGAAGGAGGACGAACUGUGGGCCAGCUUCCUCAAUGAUGUGGGACCAAAAUCAAAAGUGCCCCCAAGUACACAAGUUAAGAAAGGAGAGGAGACUGAAGAGACAAGUUCAAGUAAAUUGUUGGUAAAAGCAGAAGAGCUAGAGAAACCUAAAGAAACAGAAAAAGUUAAAAUCACCAAGGUGUUUGAUUUUGCUGGUGAAGAAGUACGGGUGACUAAGGAAGUGGAUGCUACAUCUAAAGAGGCCAAAUCCUUCUUCAAGCAGAAUGAGAAAGAAAAACCACCAGCUAAUGUCCCUUCAGCUCUGCCGUCACUCCCUGCUGGGUCAGGGUUAAAAAGAUCAAGUGGCAUGAGCAACCUUUUGGGGAAAAUUGGUGCCAAGAAACAGAAAAUGAGCACCCUCGAGAAGUCCAAACUGGACUGGGAGAGCUUCAAGGAGGAAGAGGGGAUUGGUGAAGAACUGGCCAUCCAUAAUCGAGGGAAAGAGGGGCGUCAUUUCAGUAAGCGGAGAUGGUUGAAGUCCCUGUGCUGGAGACAGUCAUCUGUCCGGGAAAGAACUGCUGCUUUUCCUCUGAGCUCCAGACUCCCAGGGCCCAGUACAGCAUUCCAGGAUCAGAGUCAGCCCUGCAGUCCUGUAACCCAUUACACAGGUACAUUGAACGGAAAGCCUUCCUCGACCGAGUGGAUCACAGGCAGUUUGAAAUUGAGCGAGAUCUCAGGCUGAGCAAAAUGAAACCUUGAUGUUACGGGCAAAAUCAAGAGCAGCUUAAUCCUGUUUACAAUGUGAGCUUUUUGUGCAUCUGUGAAAUGUUUCCCAGUGUUUCUCAUGAUCUGUUUCCCAGCAAGGUCUUUUUUUUUUUUCUACAUUGAAGUUCUGUCUAUGUAUCUUAAUCACAAAUGGUUUCAUUCACUUUACUUUUAAAAAUUUGUCCUUAAAUGAAUAAAUAAAAUAAAAGUUGGUCCUGUGAGAGGAUGAUGAAGAUGA
Chlorocebus sabaeus (green monkey) is the source of this 1481-nucleotide messenger RNA. Lineage: Eukaryota; Metazoa; Chordata; Mammalia; Primates; Cercopithecidae. The record is from RefSeq and is a predicted model, not a curated record.